Molecule: messenger RNA, 4532 nt
Organism: Telopea speciosissima
Lineage: Eukaryota; Viridiplantae; Streptophyta; Magnoliopsida; Proteales; Proteaceae
Product: ABC transporter C family member 3-like
Exons: 10
Coding region: 1-4506 (1501 amino acids)
Biological process (GO): transmembrane transport
Cellular component (GO): vacuolar membrane; plant-type vacuole
Molecular function (GO): ATP binding; ATP hydrolysis activity; ABC-type transporter activity
Source: RefSeq, a predicted model, not a curated record
AUGGAUGCCUUCGAAGGUUCAAAGGGAUAUAUGACUAUUUGGAUACUCUUUUCGCAAUCUUCUACAACCAUUAUCAUCAUGCACAUGUUUUCAGCUUCUUCACACCUAAUUAUGUUAUUGUUUUUAUCCAUUUCCUGGGCUUACAAGAGACGCAAGAUGUAUACCCUUGAAAAUUCAAAAUCAGUGUUGAAGAAUACAUACUUUUCAUACUAUUGGUCUGCCCUUAUAUCUUGCAUGGGUCUAUCUUUCUGUGAUAUUAUCAUAUGCCUUUUAAACUAUCUCUCUGGAUACAUACAUGGUUGGUCUGAUCUAAAGUAUGUUGCCCAAUUGGAUUUUUCAUUCAGAACACUCACAUGGUUUGUGAUCUCUGUUUACUUGCACAUCGAGUUUUCUCAUUCAAGUGACCGCAAGUUUUCCAUUCUACUAAGGAUUUGGUGGGCCUUCUACUUCAUAAUGUCUUGUUCAUAUCUUAUUAUAUAUUUUGGUAUAUAUUGCAAGCAAUUGUCCUUACCAUUCCUACUAUGGGUCUCCAAUGUUGUAUCCAUUAUUUUCGGUCUGUUCUUUUGUUACGCUGGGUUGUUCGCAAAGGGGAGACUAGACGAAGAUCUUCAUCUUUUGGAUUCUCUUUUAAAAAUGAGUUCAAGUCAAAAAAAUGAUGAUGGCGAACAAGGACCAAGUGUCAAUAGAGAGAGUGUAACUCCUUAUGCAAAUGCCAAUCUUUUUAGUAUUUUUACUUUCUCUUGGAUAGGCCCUUUACUUGCACUCGGGUAUGAAAAAACACUGGACCUUGAAGAUGUUCCUCAACUUGCUAGUUAUGAUUGUGCCAAUGUGACAUUUACUUGCUUUAGAAAUAAACUUGAAUCUAAUUAUAAUGGCAGUGGUGAUGGUGGUCAAGUAUGCAAACUCAAGCUAAUGAAGGCAUUGAUUCUCUUAACAUGGAAGGAAAUUCUAAUGACAGCUCUAUUCUCAAUUGUAUGCAUAUUGGCUUCUUAUGUUGGACCAUACCUUAUUGACUCAUUUGUUAAGUAUCUUAAUAGCUCUCACCAACUAAAGUAUAAGGGUUAUGUUCUAGUGUUUAUUUUCUUUCUUUCAAAGCUCAUAAGAUACCUCUCAGAGAGGCACUUGUUCUUUCAAUUGCGAAAGAUGGCAAAUAGGGUUCGUGUUGCCUUAUUCACAAUAAUCUACAAAAAGGGUCUCAGACUUUCAAGCCAAUCAAAGCAAGGCCACACCAGUGGGGAGAAUAUUAAUUUGUUGAGUGUUGAUGUUGAGAGGAUUGGAGUUUUCAGUUGGUACUUACAUGAUAUAUGGAGGGUGCCUGUUCAGAUUGUUCUAGCAUUGUUAAUCUUAUAUAAGAGCCUUGGGCUCGCUUCACUAAUAGCUUUUGCUGCCACAAUGAUUUUGAUGUUAGCAAAUAUUCCACUGGGAAUACUACAAGAGAAAGUCCAGGGGGGAUUGAUGGAUUCAAAGGAUCGAAGGAUGAAGAUGACAUCUGAAGCUCUAAGGAAUAUGAGAAUUCUCAAGCUCCAGGGUUGGGAGAUGAAAUUCUUAGAUAAGAUAAUAGGACUCAGAAACUUUGAAACAAGAUGGUUAAAAAAGUUACUUUAUACAUCAGCCAUGGCUUCCUUUGUUUACUUAUGUGCUCCUUUGUUUGUAUCAAUGGUAACUUUUGGGUUUUGUGUGCUUAUGCGAAUUCCGCUAGAGUCCGGGAAGAUUUUAUCUGCACUUUCAACAUUUGAGAUAUUGCAAGGGCCCAUUUAUAGUUUGCCAGACACAAUAUCCAUGGUAGUUCAAAUUAAAGUUUCCCUCGAUAGGAUAGCCUCAUUUCUUUGUCUCGAUGAUCUUCAUCCAGAUAUUGUACAAAAGCUUCCAAGAGAUAGUACAGAGGUAACAAUUGAGAUAGUCAAGGGGAAUUUCUCUUGGGACCUUCACACCCCUAAUUUCACAUUAAAAGAUCUUAAUUUUCGAGUGUACCAUGGUAUGAGAGUGGCUGUUUGUGGUUCAGUUGGGUCAGGCAAGUCAAGCCUACUUUCAUGCAUAUUGGGAGAAUUGCCGAAGGUAUCUGGACACAUUAAGUUGAAUGGAACAAAGGCCUAUGUUGCACAAUCACCUUGGAUACAAAGUGGUAAGAUAGUAGACAAUAUAUUGUUUGGUAAAGGGAUGAACAAGGAAAGAUACGAGAUGAUACUUGAAGCAUGUUCACUAAAGAAGGACCUAGAAUUGUGUGCCUAUGGGGACCAAACUAUCAUUGGAGAGAGGGGGAUCAACUUGAGUGGUGGGCAGAAACAAAGAAUACAGAUUGCACGUGCUUUGUACCAUGAUGCUGAUAUUUAUUUACUUGAUGAUCCUUUUAGCGCAGUGGAUGCUCACACAGGAACUCAUCUAUUUAAGGAAUGUUUGCUGAGAAUUUUGCGCUCAAAAACAGUAAUUUAUAUUACUCACCAAGUAGAGUUUCUUGCUUCUGCUGAUCUUAUCCUGGUUAUGAGAGAUGGAAGGAUUACUCAAGCAGGAAAAUAUGAAGAAAUUCUUAGUUCAGGGAUUGACUUUAUGGAGUUAGUGGGUGCACAUAAGAAAGCUUUGGAAGAUCUUAAUUCUAUUAAACAUGGAGCUUCUUUGGAUAAUUUAAUUAAUGGUAAGGAAGACAAUAAUAUAUUGUGUGAUGAAAAACCUACUCAAGAUGAGGAGGAAAGUGAAGCAAAAAACUACAAACGAGAAAAUUUGGUUGUACCAGAAGGGCAGCUUGUCCAAGAAGAAAAGAGGGAAAAGGGUAGAGUUAGUUUUUUUGUAUACUGGAAGUAUCUUACCAUUGCAUAUAAAGGGGCAUUUGUACCGUUGAUAUUAUUGGCACAAGUUAUUUUUCAGCUUCUCCUAAUAGUUAGUAGUUAUUGGAUGGUGUUGUCUACUCCAAUUUCAGAGGAUGUGAAACCUCAUGUUAGAGAAUCCACUCUCAUCUUUGUUUAUAUUGCUUUGACCCUUGGAAGCUCUCUUUGUGUACUUAUAAGGUCCAUGCUCAUUGUAACUGCUGGAUACAAAACAGCCACGCUGCUCUUCAACAAAAUGCAUUUAUGCAUUUUCCGUGCUCCCAUGUCAUUCUUUGAUUCUACUCCAAGUGGAAGGAUUCUAAAUCGGGCAUCCAUAGAUCAAAGUGUUGUUGAUACCGCUAUUCCACAUAAAAUUGAAGAACUUCUUAUCUCAGUUAUAGAAUUCUUGGGAACUAUUGCAGUAAUGUCACAGGUUGCAUGGCAAAUGUUAAUAGUUUUUAUUCCGAUGACUAUAACAUGCAUCUGGUAUCAGCAAUAUUACAUAUCUUCUGCACGAGAACUAUCACGACUGAGUGGAGUAUGUCAAGCUCCAGUUAUACAACAUUUUGCUGAAUCUAUUUCAGGUUCAACUACAAUCAGGUGCUUCGAUCAAGAAGAGAGGUUUAUUGACACAAACUUCAAGUUGGUGGAUGGGUAUAUUCGGCCCAAAUUUCAUUUCUCUGGGGCAAUAGAGUGGUUAUGCUUCCGCAUGGAUAUAUUGGCAUCCAUCACUUAUGCCGUCUUUUUGGUUUUCUUGAUCUCAGUGCCGAAGGGAGUAAUCGCUCCUGGUGUUGUUGGUUUAGCAGUCACAUACGGGCUUGGUUUCAGUAUAUAUGGGGUCGUAUGGGAUCUUUGUGGUCUUGGGAACAAAAUCAUAUCCAUUGAGAGAAUAUUACAAUAUGCUUGCAUCCCUAGUGAAUCCCCUUUGUUGGUAGAAGAAAAUAGGCCAGGUCAAGAAUGGCCAUCACAAGGAAAAAUUGAUAUUGUAGAUCUACAGGUCCGGUAUGCCACACAUUUGCCUCUUGUCUUGCGAGAUUUCACAUGUACUUUUCCUGAAGGAAUGAAGAUCGGCAUUGUUGGGCGAACUGGAAGUGGCAAAUCAACUCUCCUACAAGUUCUCUUUCGCAUGCUUGAACCUACAAAUGGCCAAAUUUUGAUAGAUGGUAUCAACAUCUCCAAGAUAGGCCUGCAUGACUUGCGGACAAGAUUGAGCAUCAUCCCGCAAGACCCGACAAUGUUUGAGGGGACUCUAAGAAGUAAUCUUGACCCACUUGAGGAGUACACUGAUGAACAGAUUUGGGAGGCUUUAGAUAAAUGUCAGCUUGGUGAUGAAGUUAGAAAGAAGGAAGGGAAACUUAAUUCUAUUGUGACUGAGAAUGGAGAGAAUUGGAGCAUUGGUCAAAGACAAUUAGUCUGUUUAGGACGAGUGUUACUCAAGAAGAGCAAAGUGAUAGUACUCGAUGAAGCUACUGCAUCAGUUGAUACUGCUACUGACUAUCUAAUCCAGCAAACGCUUAGGCAACACUUCUUAGGGUCUACUGUCAUCACAAUCGCACAUAGGAUAACGUCAAUUCUUAAUAUCGAUAUGGUCCUCGUCCUUGAUAAUGGCCGUGUACUGGAAUAUGAUUCUCCAAAAAAAUUGCUAGAGAUCAAGUCCUCAUCAUUUGCAAGGCUUGUUAAGGAGUAUAUCCAAAGAUGUAAUUUCUAGUUUUUGAAAGACUAAAUAAAUGACUU